Messenger RNA from Gracilinanus agilis (Agile Gracile Mouse Opossum), 1284 nucleotides. It is a transcript of the gene TTC24, whose product is annotated as tetratricopeptide repeat domain 24. The record is from RefSeq and is a predicted model, not a curated record. The transcript has 5 exons. Gene Ontology annotation, molecular function: protein binding. NCBI's taxonomy places the organism in Eukaryota, Metazoa, Chordata, Mammalia, Didelphimorphia, Didelphidae. The coding region runs from base 1 to 1284 and encodes 427 amino acids.
AUGUCUUCUCCUGCUUCUGAGGACACUUCCCUGGGGCCAGGGACUCAAGUGGAGCCAACCAAGAAGAAGAAGAGAAAGAAGAAAUAUCUGGAAGCCAGUAUCCAGACCCUCACCCAGGCUGGGCAUGGAGCCCUGAGGGAUGGCCGGAAUGAUGAGGCCUUGGCCAGCUUUCAUAGAGCCUUUCUUUUGGCCUUGGAGACCCAGGGAAGCAGGGACCCCAGAGUCCUGAAGGCCUGUGCUUUUAACCUUGGGGCAGCCUAUGUGGAAACAGGCAACCCUGCACGCGGCCUCAGGCUGUUUCUCUGGGCCAAACCAGAAGAAAAGGCUAAGGGCUCUUCCCAUGGUGACCAGUGCUUCAAUGUGGCCUUGGCCUACCAGGCCUUGGGUGAUUUACCUCAGGCCUUGGUGUGGUACCAGAAGGCCCUGGGCCAUUAUCAGCCCCAGGGAGACCAAGGGGGAGCCCAGGAGAAGAUGGCAGCCUGCUACCAGGCCCUGGGACACCCAGAACAAGAAGCCCACUACCUGAGGGAGGCGAGCCGGGCUUAUGCCCAGGCAGGGAGACCCUGGGCUGCAGCCCUGGCCCUGGGAGCUGCUGGUAGAUGCAUGCUGAAGAACAAGCAGUGCAAGGUGGGAGAAGUGGUGCAGGUGCUAGAGGACAGCAGGAGGCUGGCAGAGAAGAGUACCAAUCGGAGGCUUCUGGGGAAGCUCUACAAUGACCUUGGCCUGAGCUACUCCCAGCUUGGUCUGUUCCCACUGGCGGCGGAGAGCUUCCUUCAGGCUCUGCCUCUGUGUCCGGAGCCAGGCGCCAAGGCCGUUGUGCUGCGGAACCUUGGCGCUGCCCACAAUGCUCUGGGGAACUUCCAGGAGGCGCAGGACCUCCACCGGCAAGCUGCUGCCCUGCAUGGGUCAGCCGGGCAGCGGCAAGAGCAGGGCGAGUGCUUUGGGGGCCUGGCAUUUGCCCUGAGUCAGUUGGGGGAACACGAGGCUGCCAGGGACAACUAUCUUCAUGCCCUCCAGGCUGCACAAGAUGCUGGGGAUAUGAAGGGACAAUGGCAAGCUUUGGAGGGGCUAGGGGCUGCAGCUGUCUGUCUGGGGCAGCCUGACCAGGCUGUGAAACACUAUAAGGAAGCACUGGCUUUACUAGUCCAAUGCCCGGAAGAGCCCCCCUCAGUUCAAGAGAGGCUGGUGGCCAAGCUGGCAGAUUCUAUGAGGACUCACUUGGCCCUGGGAGGUCUCAACCCUGAUGGCUCCUUGGUGAGAAGAACUCUAAAACAGGAGCCCUAG